CCAGUACGCGAGACUAUCCCUCUCUCUCUCUCUCUCUCACACACACACACACACACUCUCUCUCUCAGUGCCUUCUGUGCCUCAGCCAGACCUGUGACUCUGCAGGAUUACGACACGAGCGGAUCUGCGGAAUCCCCGAGAUCGAUACCAAGAACGAUCAAGAGUUCCUGGUGAGAAGAAUCACCAUGAGUGUCAACAUGAAUGAACUGACGGACUUUCUGGACAUGUUGCGAGAUCAGAACUUCUCCUUCCUGGAGGAGAACGGCUCUCGAGUGGAGACGAUGGUGUGCCAAAGUACCUUCAGCCAAACUGCCAUGCUCUACUCCCUCUCCGUCCUCUACGUGUUCAUCUUCAUCAUAGGCCUGGCCGCUAACACACUGGUGGUGUGGGUGAACAUUCGCUCCAGCCGUGAGCGCCACGAGACACACUUGUACAUCCUCAACCUGGCCAUCGCUGACCUCUGUGUAGUGGCGACACUGCCAAUAUCUAUCAGCUCACUUCUACAGCAUGGCCACUGGCCUUUCGGUGAUGCCAUGUGUAAGAUCACACAUCUGAUUUUCAGUGUCAACCUCUUCAGCAGCAUCUUCUUUCUUACUUGCAUGAGUGUGGACCGCUAUCUCACAGUGGCUCGUUUCGGUGAUUCCCCUGGACACAGCAAGAGAAAGUGGAUAAGGCAGGUCAUCUGUGUGGCCAUAUGGGUGUUGGCACUAUUUGCCGCUUUGCCUGACACUUACUUUCUCCAAGCGGUCAAGUCCACGCACUCAGAUUUAACCGUGUGCAAGUCAGUGUACCCACCUGAGAAGUUGCAUGAAUGGACUGUAGGUGUCCAACUGAGUUUCAUUGUUCUUGGUUUUGCCAUUCCCUUCCCUGUUAUUGCUGUUUUCUAUGCCCUCCUGGCCAGGGUGAUCAGCUCCUCGGCGGACGAGGAGCGCCGUGCAAGCCGACGCCUUGUCUUCACCUACAUAGUGGUCUUUUUGGUGUGCUGGCUGCCCUACCAUGGCACACUUCUCCUGGACACUCUGGCGCUGCUCAACGAGCUACCACUGAGUUGCACACUGGAGAAUGCGCUGUACGUGGCACUGCAUGUAACACAGUGCCUGUCGCUGCUACACUGCUGCGUCAACCCAGUCGUGUACAACUUCAUCAAUCGCAACUACCGCUAUGACCUCAUGAAGGCCUUCAUCUUUAAGUACUCCACCAAAAGCGGCCUGGCCAAACUCAUUGACGUGACUCGUGCUUCUGAGACUGAAUACUCCGCUGUUGAGAGCCAGGGCCCUCUGUGAGGAAAUUUCCUCUGAAGAAAUUGCUAACUGACUUAACUGUAAACUCUGCUGACCCUCUGUAUUGGGUUGAGACACAUAUGGGACUGUUCCAAAGAGAAAGAUCUCUUAAACUGCUUCUCCUGAAACUGCAUAUGCUUUGUAAGGGAUUAUAGAAUAUUGUAUUUGUUCAGAAUAUCCUGUACAUCUGUAUAUACCGUAGAAUUGUAUUAUUAUUAUUAUUUUACAUUUUUUUUUUGGUAAAUUCAAAUUAUUUUGAGAGAUGUAAUGACAGAAGCACUUGUACCGAGUUGAAGGGUAAGCCAGUAAGCUUGGGCUUUGACUGGUCAAGCGUAUAAGGUUAUAGGGGUCAGUCCAAAUCUGCUCCUGCAGAAGAGACGCUCAGAGAACACACGAAGCCUCAGGGCCCUUUCUGACCUCGAGGCCGACCCCGUCUCCGUUUAUCUGUACCUUACGACCACCUUUAGGCUGUCUAUCGUGGCAUCACAAGUGCUUAGCCAAUGAACCAAGACAGAGUUAAUAAGGAGGGACACAAAAAGAGCCAAAGCAUGGUGAGCAGAGGGGGACAUGUCCAAAUUCUCAUAAAGAGAAAUUGUUAAGGAAUGACUGAAUUGCUUGGAUGUGUUCUAGUAAAAAUCCAGCUGUAGAAACCAGAUAUACUUUUUUAGAUAGAUGUAUGCUUUGUAAAUACUAAGGAAUAUUUAUAUAUUCAACAGUGUGUAUUUUCAGUGUUUUUGAAGUUAAAAUGUACUAUUAAAAUAAAAAAGGAAUUCUUAAAAAUUG
Messenger RNA from Clarias gariepinus (North African catfish), 2063 nucleotides. RefSeq names its product atypical chemokine receptor 3b (gene ackr3b). Gene Ontology annotation, molecular function: chemokine binding; coreceptor activity; G protein-coupled receptor activity. The record is from RefSeq and is a predicted model, not a curated record. The transcript is spliced from 2 exons. Gene Ontology annotation, cellular component: membrane. The coding region runs from base 186 to 1283 and encodes 365 amino acids. Gene Ontology annotation, biological process: angiogenesis; chemotaxis; vasculogenesis. Lineage: Eukaryota; Metazoa; Chordata; Actinopteri; Siluriformes; Clariidae.